This is a messenger RNA of Aspergillus oryzae RIB40, 408 nucleotides long. RefSeq lists its product as uncharacterized. The record is from RefSeq and is a predicted model, not a curated record. Gene Ontology annotation, molecular function: oxidoreductase activity, acting on paired donors, with incorporation or reduction of molecular oxygen; monooxygenase activity; iron ion binding. The coding region runs from base 1 to 408 and encodes 135 amino acids. Lineage: Eukaryota; Fungi; Ascomycota; Eurotiomycetes; Eurotiales; Aspergillaceae. The transcript is spliced from 3 exons.
AUGCAGUUUAAGCCACUCCGCUGGUAUACAAUAAACAAUCUUCUUACCCACCCCGCCACUCUCCAAGCUCUAUCCAGUGAACUCAUAACAGCGAAUCUCACCCUCCCCUACCCGAAAUGGAACGAAGUCUGCGACCUCCCUUAUCUCGAUGCUUGUAUUCAAGAAGCUGUCCGUCUGCACCCCCCCUUCGCACUUGUCCUCGGGCGUGUUGUCCCUGCUGGCGGCGUCACAGUCCUGAAUCACUAUCUGCCUGAAGGAACUUUAGUUGGUGGGAACCCCUACGUGGUAAAUCGACACGCGGAAACAUUCGGGCCCGAUGUCGAGGAGUGGAGGCCAGAGAGAUGGCUUGAGGGGGAAGGGCGCAAGAGGCUCGAGCAGAGCGUUCCUACGUUCCCUUCUUGGUGUUAA